Molecule: messenger RNA, 1126 nt
Organism: Saccostrea cuccullata (small rock oyster)
Lineage: Eukaryota; Metazoa; Mollusca; Bivalvia; Ostreida; Ostreidae
Product: beta-1,3-glucan-binding protein-like
Exons: 9
Coding region: 250-978 (242 amino acids)
Source: RefSeq, a predicted model, not a curated record
CUUUCAGAUGCUAAGCUUAGUUCUCCUGAUAUCUUCUUGUCAGGAGGCUUGGAACUUAAUAUUAGAUUUAAAGGGAGCAAAGAAGUUUCUCGAGUGGUAGUGCAUAUUAAAGGAGAUAAUACGUAUAAGGUUUAUAACUUGGAAGAAGAACAAGAUGCGACCAAGUGGAGUUACAAAGACAGACAUUCACAAAUCAAACUCGGUGAGACGAUUCAUUACCAAAUCGUGGUAUGCAAGAGGGGAUAUCCUAUGGAAUCAAUGUCGGAUACAGUUAUAUUGUCCUCUAAAACUUCAAUGGCUCCAUCAUUCAGUAUCAGAAGUGUCACAGUUUUCCGAGAUGAUUUUAACCAUUUUGACAAAAGCCAUUAUAGAAUAGAGGUGGAUGCCACCGGAGGCGGAAAUGGUGAAUUCCAAAUAUACACACCAGAACACCAAAAUUUGUACACUGCUAAUGGUUAUUUAUAUAUUAAACCUUGGAAUGCUAAAGCUAUGUCUAACGGAGUUAACCACGGUAUAACUCAGAUAACCUCCGCACUACACUGGGGAACGGAUCGCGCACAUAAGCGCAGCAAUCAUAACGAGAGACAAUCUAAUGGUGGUGACUGGCAUAGUUGGCACACAUAUUCCUUAGAAUGGACAGCUCAGCACAUUAUUUGUCCGGUGGAUAAUCACGAAAUAUUACGAGUCAACACGCCCUCUAACGGCUUCUGGGAAGCUGGAAAUUUUUCAGGCACCAACAUAUGGGGAGAUAAUAAAAAUGCACCAUUUGACCAACCUUUCCGGGUCUUGUUGAACGUUGCGGUCGCUGGCCUGGGUUUUUUUUCUGACCGCUACCAAUAUGAUACUCCAAAGCCCUGGCGCAAUGACUCUCCUCAUCCAAAGAGAGAUUUCUGGGAGAAAAGGAAUGUGUGGUUACCUACAUGGCAAGGCGACUAUGUUGCGAUGUUAAUUGAUUACAUCGAAAUGAUUCAGUAUUAAAAGAUUUCUAUUAACUAUGAUAUGUAUAAGCAUUAUUAUUUGGAUAAGCUUUUUUCGAUGUCAUUUUUUUAAAUGAAAAAUAACCCAUAAGGGAUGCAAACAUUUGCGUCCUUUAAUUACAGACUAAUUUCCUUCCUCAUCUACAUGU